This is a messenger RNA of Elaeis guineensis (African oil palm), 1424 nucleotides long. RefSeq lists its product as uncharacterized. The record is from RefSeq and is a predicted model, not a curated record. Lineage: Eukaryota; Viridiplantae; Streptophyta; Magnoliopsida; Arecales; Arecaceae.
CUCGGCGAGAAGGAAAUCAAAAUGGUAAACCAAAAGGCCAUGAAACCCGGCCGCGAAUCCAGCGGUGGCGAUGGCGGUGGCCGGACGGUGGCGGAGCAGUUGUUGGACAUCGCAGAGGAACUGCUCGACUCGCGGGACCUCGUAGGUACCAAGCGGUUCGCGGAGCGCGCCCUCGAGUCCGACCCCCUCGUCGCCGGCGCCGACGAGGUCCUCGCCGUCGCUAACGUCCUCCUCGCCUCCCAGCGCCGCCUCAACAACCAAUGUCACUGGUACGCAAUCCUCCAGCUUGACUCCUCCACCCCCGCCGGUCGCGACCCCGCUGCUGUUCGCCGCCAAUACCGCCGCCUCGCCCUCCUCCUCUGCCCGGACCGGAACCGCCACCGCGGCGCCUCCGAUGCCUCUAAGCUUGUCGCAGAUGCGUGGUCUGUCCUCUCCGACCCUUCAAAGAAGGCUCUUUUCGACCUCGAGCUUGACAUCGCCACCGCCCACGGCGAGCUUCCUCCCUCCUCCUCCGCCACCCCUACGUCCCCAGCUCCUUCGCCUCCAAGGCCCGACCCGACGUUUUGGACCGCCUGCCUCUCCUGCUGCCACGUUCACCAGUACGACCGCGCCUAUGAGGACCGCAACCUUCGGUGUCCGAAAUGCCGGCAGGCCUUCCGCGCCACCGCGCUUGCGGCGCCGCCGCCCAUCGUACCCGGCACAGAGAUGUACUACUGCUCCUGGGGUUUCUUCCCACUGGGGUUCCCCAUCGGGCCGAGCUUUAGUGGUGUCUCAGCUUCGGUUGGCAUGCCAAGCUUCGGUUCUGAGUGGAAGCCCUUCUAUCCAAUGUUCCCGUUGAGUGCUUCCCACCAGUCUCAAGAGCCACCUGUUCAGAGAAAUGCGCCAAUGAACACUCCAGAGUCCCCGGCUGGUAGUUCGCCGAGGAAUGCACCGGAAAAGGUGACACCUUUAUCAAGUUAUGCACCAGACAAGGUGAUUUCUUUGGGCUCAAACAGGAAGGUGGUGGCGAAAAAGUCAGUUGGGAGCUGUCUGAGAAAGAGGGCUUUGGUUUCAGAGGCUGCGAAAAGGAGUUUGGAGGGCACUGCAGCGAGGCCGGUGAUUAUAGAUAUAAAUGAAGAUGGUGAGAGCUGACAUGGUAACUGGGUUUCAGGAGACGUCGUAAAUGAAUAGUUUGUAAUGCCGAGCUGGAUGCUGGCGGUGACAUUUUGGCAAACCAGAUGAACAUCUCCUUCCUGAAGGGCUGAGAGUUCCAGCUUCAGAUUCUGUUGUAGUUAUGAUGGGAUGAUUCUAAAUUUUGUGGGCUAGAUGUAUUUUGGAUGUUUUAAGUUACCGAGUCGGCAUUGCAAAAUACAGCUUGAAUGUAUACAUUUUGUGAUAGUGUGAGUUUCUUUUGGUUACCAGGAUAUGAUUUGCAUUUUCUUUAA